Messenger RNA from Pocillopora verrucosa, 2004 nucleotides. The record is from RefSeq and is a predicted model, not a curated record. NCBI's taxonomy places the organism in Eukaryota, Metazoa, Cnidaria, Anthozoa, Scleractinia, Pocilloporidae.
AUGGCGUGCUAUUCUUCCUCUACUCUCCCCAUCGUUAGUCGUUUUUCUUGUGUCCUGUUCAUAAUCUUGUACUACGGAAAUGGCGUUAUUGCCGAUGCAAUUUUUACGAAUUUGUGGGCUGUAAAAGUUCGUGGCAGUCAACAAGAAGCUGAGGAGUUGGCCCAUAGACAUGGUUUUUCUUACGACAAACAUCUGUUUGAGGACUAUUAUUUGUUCAAAAAACUGGGAUUUGUGAAAAGGCCAGGGAAGGGUGAAUUAUCAUUGGAGGUUGAUGCUAAGUUAUCAAGAGAACCAAAGGUUGAAUGGUUUAUGCAUCAGAAAGAGAAAAAGUAUAAGCUAUUAGAGAUAAACCCAGAACUUCAUGAGAUGUGGUAUAUUAAAAGACCUGAGGGAUCUAAUGAACCAACACUCAAUGUCAUUUCUUCUUGGAAAUCUGGUUAUACAGGAAAAGGAAUUGUGGUGGGAGUUGUUGAUGAUGGAGUCGAUGGCAGUCAUCCUGAACUAAAAGAUAACUAUAGAUGGGAUUUGAGUUACGAUUAUGUGGCUGGCAAACAGGUGCCGUUUGGAACACGAGUAUCAGGACAUGGUAAUAAAUGUGCAGGUGUCAUAGCUGGAAAACGCAAUAAUGAUUUAUGUGGUGUGGGAAUCGCUUAUGAAGCUAAUAUUACAGGCAUCCGCCUUUUUGAUGAUGACAUUAAGUCAACUGAUGCAACAGAAUCUGCAGCCUUGGUGCACAAGCUAGAAAGUAUUGACAUAUACUCCAACAGCUGGGGACCUGGGGAUAUGGCAUGGCAAAUAGAGGGUCCUGGACCACUGACCAGUGCUGCCUUAGAAAAAGGCAUUAAACAGGGUCGUGAUAAACGAGGUGCCAUCUACACGUUUGCUGCUGGAAAUGGCGGUUUUACAGGAGACAGCUGUGCAUACAAUGGUUAUGUGAAUAGUAUUUACACCAUCGCCAUCAACGGUGUGAAUAAAGAUGGAUCCCGUCCCAUCUACGCAGAAGAAUGUCCUGGAAUCAUGGCCACCACGUACAGCAAUGUCAUGGGUGGAGGAAUUGUAACUGUUGAUAACGCAAACGGUUGUGUCAACGAUUUCGCAGCUUCGUCGGCGGCAACUGCCAUUGCAUCAGGACUGAUUGCACUGACCCUACAUGCAAACCCCAACUUAACGUGGCGUGACGUCCAACACAUCAUAGCCAACAGUGCAAGAGCAGCGCCUUGUGGAGUCUGGCUCAAACAAGGCCAUUGGCUGCAAAACAAAGCAGGGUUUCAUAUUAGCAAGGUUUAUGGCUUUGGGCUUAUGGACGCUGGCAAGAUGGUGAUGUUAGCAAGGAAAUGGAAGAAGGUUCCAGAGCAGAUAAAAUGCGAGAUCGAAGGCAGUGACAAAGACAUAAACAUCCCAGGAACGGUUUUAAUAGAAGUGAAAGAUUGUGCAAUUAAAUUUCUGGAGCACGUGCAGAUCAGAGUCAAUCUUAAUUUCUCUCGCCGUGGCGACUUGUCCCUGCAGUUGAGAGCACCAAGCAACACAACAUCUCCAAUGACUCGAAAGCGGUUCGUAGACAACUUAACAGGAUUCAGAAACUUGACUGACUGGAUUAUUACAUCUCUUUUUCACUGGGGAGAAGACCCGAAUGGCAAAUGGGAGCUAAAAAUUGAUGAUUUUGACAAGCGAUAUCCAAGUUCAGGUCAGCUUCACAGCUGGUCCUUGAUAUUGUAUGGCACUUCUUCAGACCCAAUUACAUCAGAACUUAGGAGCGAAAUAGAUUCGACACGUGCUAUACCUCCUGAGAAACCCAAACUUUCAACACGGCCAAUGGAAACAGUCACCCCAACUGAAGAACCCUCGUCAACAGCCAAACCAACCAAAGCAUCAUGGAAGAAAAUUGUGAUACCCAUCGUUCUGGGUGUACCUGCGAUAUUAAUACUGUUUGCUGUGUAUUGUUAUUGUCGAUUCUACAAAAAACAAGAUAACAACGCUGUAACCGUGCAGCAAGGAUCAGCCUAA